CUGUACACUGUCCACCCGCCUCCACCUGCCUCGGCACGGAUUAUACAGGGACACACUUCAUUACCGGAAUGACGGAGCGCUAAAGCCGCUGCCUGCGCGCGCCACUGUGUGUGUGUGUGUGAGAGAGGGAGGUCGCGCGCCGUCUAGAGUGGAGCAGAGACAGAGGUUUAUGGUCGUCCCAGGUAUCGCAGGAGUGCAUCUGGGAAAGAGCACACCUGUGUGUGUGUGUGUGUGUGUGUGUGUGUGUGUGUGUGUGUGUGUGUGUGUGUGUGUGUGUGAGCCACCAUGCUGGCGUGUCUGCAGCCGAGCCUGAAUGCCUCCCACAAUUCCAGGAGCCUGGACACACCCAGUGUUCACAAACGGGAACCAAGCAUGGCUGUCCGCUCUACCCGCUACCCGAGCACGGCGGAACUGGACGCCUAUGCCCAGAAGACGGCCAACAGUCCACUGUCCAUUAAAAUAUUUCCUACCAACAUCAGGGUCCCACAGCACAAACAUCUUAACCGCACAGUGAAUGGCUACGACACAACGGGUCAACGCUACAGCCCAUACCUCCAACCAGGUGCCUACCAGGGCCUUCUGGCCAUGGUCAAAGUUUCAACAUCAGCAUCUUCAUCAUCAUCGUCAUCGUUUGUUGCUUCCACAAAGGCUGUGGUGAAGAAUGCAGAGGGCCGGCGGACUAAAGUCUCCCCUGCACACUUAGCUGUGGCUCCCUACCAAGUGGGCUUCAAUGCUGCACCUUUAAAGGGACCUGAUACGACGCCUCUUACCAUUCCGCCCAACGUGACAGUUGCCAGCUCUGUCAUCCCUCUAGCAGGAACGAGAGGCAUUAAUCUGUCCUCUCAGUCAAAUCUCCCAUCAAUCCAGAGCAUCAUCUACCAGAUCAACCAGCACUGUCAAGCCCAGGCCCUCCAGCAAGUCUCCGCGGUUCCCUCAAACUCAAAUUCCAAGCCCAGUCCUUGCAAACAGGGCACCACAGCGCUUGGGGUUUCAUCUGUCUCAGGAGGGAGUUAUGCAGCAAAUCUGGCACUUCAAGGGAACGUGGGAUAUUCUGGAACAGUAGUACCAGGACAAAACGUGGAUGUAACAAAGGUGGCUGCAUAUACAGAGAGUUUGGAUUACAUCCUGUGGCAGAAACAGCAGCAGCAGCAGCAAGCCAUUCUGAGGAUGUACAGCGGGGGAAGCGGAGGCAGCAGUGCGGUUAGCAGGUCACCAGAAUCUUGUGGCCCAAGCAUCCUGGUUGGUGGAUCCCAGGCAUCAUGUUCCUCCAGGACGUACCCUGUAAUGGCAAGUGUGAGCGGAGGAGGUGGUCUUGAAAAACUGAGCUCCUCACCAUUGAACUGUGCAGCCAUGCAGGGGAAUUUCGCUUUGGGGCAAUAUUUUGCCCCACCAUGGAACAGUGUCCUGGUUACCCCAGAAAGUGACUGCUACAAUCCUCAGGAGUUGGCACCAGGGUCCACAUCUAUUGGGCAGAAGGAGCUGGGCUUCCUGCCUCAUCCCCACCAUCUCCAUCAUCACUACCACCACCAUCACCAACAUGCACCCGCGGACAGCUCGGGAGGGAUUUGCUGCGCUUUGCCAAGUAAAGGCUUGUGCAACGCUUCCGUCCUCAGCAGCAGUUUGCAGUCGCUGGAAUACCUGAUCAAUGACAUCCAUCCGCCGUGUAUCAAGGAGCAGAUGCUGGGUAAAGGCUACGAAACCAUCUCAGUACCGCGACUUCUGGAUCAUCAGCAUGCGCACAUUCGACUUCCUGUUUACAGAUAGAGCUAAAGUUUGACAAGAUAUUGAAGAUCAUUUUAAAUGGAAACAGUUUCAAUGGUCGGGUUUGGUGGAUUAGGGUCAGUUCUUUGGUUCUUUUAAGCAGAGUGGGAAGUUCUGGAUGGAGGUUGGUUAAAGACUGUGAGAAAACUCAAAGUCAAAGAUCUGGCAUAAGAAUGUUUUUUUUUUUUUUUGGCUUGUUUUUAAUUUUUUGUUCUUCACAUUAUCCAUUCAUUGGUGAUGAAAACCACUUCAUACAUGAGCGGGAAAUUACUUUCCUCUGUCUCGACCGAGUGUGUGGAUUUAUACAGGGAAGAAGAAACACACCUUCAACAAGUACACCUUCAAAGUGGUGUUUAACUUUGUUGAAUCAUAUUACUAUACAUGUUACUUUCAUAAAAUAAUAAUUAUAAGAGCUUAAUUGUAAAAAUAAUUAUGAUUAUGAUUGAAUUGCACUGCGUUGGAAAUCUGAAAUCUUGUACAAAGAUUGAGAAACUGGAAACAACUAGUUUGAGCUGAACGUAUUUAUGAAACUUGAAGAAAACUUGAAUUUAUUUUUUUGUUAUUUUAUAUAUUUGUAGUAUACGAGAUGUUUUUGGCUGCUAAGGAGAAUGAUGUGUCUUAGUUUUUUUUAAUUGUUACUUUUCCUUUUUUGCUUUUUUUUUUUUGCUAAAAUCUUGUAACAGGUCCAAUCACUGCUUUGAGAGUUAUGAGGAACUGACACUGGAGUCCACGGAAUGAUUGAUGGCUGCUCAGAAAUAAAUCAUGUUUUAAAUAUUAAGGAUUCAGAAGGUCCUGAAUUAUUUCCACUUUGGUUUUAUGUUUGAGCAUUCUUGUGUUUAAGGACCUGUUUUUAAUGAUGGUUGUUCAUUUAAGUCCACGACCAAGAACUGUUUUUAUUUUUCUUGAAAAUAAAAGCAAGAUUUCACUCGUAUGAUUCAGGAAGAAUUCAGCUUGUAUUUUUGUCGUCAUUUCGAAAUAUCUAUUUUUAUUUUUUUUUGUAAUACUUUAUGCUUUUAACAGUGUUAACACACUUGUCAUAAUCUCUACCACUUCCACCCACUGAGGAGCUUAGUUUUUAUUUUUCAUAAGUGAACAAAUAAAACAGUUCAUGGUAGUCGACGCAGAACCGUCUGCACAGAUCUUUUUUCUGAUUUAGUGUUCAGGUUGUUUAAGGACAUUCCGCUCUUUGUGAUCGAUUUUUGGAUCUUUUCUGGUUUUCUCGUGGUUGUGAGAAUUUUCCGAUACUUGGUCACAUGACCAUAUUUAAAGCUAGACUGCAGGAGAGAAAUGGUCAAAUCCAACAUUCAAUUCUUUAUCUUUAUUUUUUGGAAUGAUGAAACAAAGAUUUUUGAUUUGUUCCUCUGGUGGAGACAGUCAGUACGGAAUUCUCUGUCUCUCUCUCUCUCUCUCUCUCUCUCAUUCAUUCCAGCUGUGAAGUCCCUGCGAAUGUGCUGCACUUAUCCGCCUGAGUGGACUGACGUAAAAAGCAAAAAAAAAGCAAAAAUAAAGAGAGAGAGAAAAAAAGAUGAAGAGAAAUUGGAUUGGCGCCACGGUACCCAGCGCUGAAUUAGCAUUUCUUUUUCAGGCGAGUUUUAUUGGAAAAUUGAAUUCCUAAACUCAGACACAGAGAGAGCGCGAGAGAGAGGGAGAGAGAGAGGGAGGGAGGUGAGUGUUUGGGUUUCUGCCACAGGCAAAAAGCAGUCUAGAUUUAUGAAGUGCAAUUAUUAUGACUGUAUGAAGGGUAAUUUUAUUUGCUUUUUUUCCGAGGCUCAAACCAAAACCUAAAAAAGAAAAAAAGAGAGAGAAAGACAGAGAAAAUUUCCUUUGUGAUUCUGGUACAUUCCUGCUGUUCUGUAUACUCACUCACUAUUUGUUUUGUUUUGAAGUGCAAAAAAAAAUAAAUAAAUGGAUUUUGAGAUUUUAUU
This is a messenger RNA of Clarias gariepinus (North African catfish), 3686 nucleotides long. RefSeq names its product family with sequence similarity 222 member Aa (gene fam222aa). The transcript has 3 exons. The record is from RefSeq and is a predicted model, not a curated record. Bases 286 to 1764 code for a protein of 492 amino acids. NCBI's taxonomy places the organism in Eukaryota, Metazoa, Chordata, Actinopteri, Siluriformes, Clariidae.